CAAUCUGUCACUUCAGCCAUUGAUUGAGUUUACCCGUAUUAAAAUGUAAUAUGAUUGAGUGAUAGGAAUAGAAAAAUAUUGGUCUUGAGCAUUAAAAAAUAUUGUAUUUACCAGUGUUUAGACGCGCCAAAUGUAAUAAUGUUUAAUCGGUAUAGAUUCAAUGAACAAACUAUGCGGUAGUAAGCAGAUUUGGUAACUUUUUAUUGAAUGCGUAGGUAAACUGGUAAACAGCUAGAAAAUGGAGUAUUCACCGCAAAAUUUAGAAUAUGCCGUCUCUGUAUUCUAUAAUGGAGAGCAAAGUGAAAGAGCUAAGGCCCAUGCCUGGCUCACAGCCGCGCAAAGAGUGCCAGAGGCUUGGAAUUUUGUCUGGGAAUUUCUUCAACCAAGCAAGGGAACCGAAAUUCAAUUCUAUGCAGCAACCACACUACAUACUAAGAUUCUUCGAUGCUGGAAUGAGGUGCCACCAGAGAGCUAUGAAGAGUUGAAAAACAAAUUACUCGAGGCUGUGUUUACUUAUUCAAAAGGACCUAAGAUUGUUACAAAUAGACUAUGUAUCAGUUUAGCAGCAUUUAUCUUACAACAAGGAACGGUGGAUUUGGCUGCAAUAUUACGGCCUCUGUCCACUCCAGAAAACACUGCACUAUUAUUAGAAGUACUUACUGUGAUACCUGAAGAAUAUAAUAGUAUGACAAUGGGAUCCUCUCUGAGAAUCAAAAAUCGCAUAGCACUGCAAGAAGCUUGUCCUGCAGUUUUAGAUGAUAUGCUGCGAUGUCUGCAGACUGUCUAUAACCCCGAGUACACCAAAGAGGCUCCGUCGGAAGAGACAGUGCAGGGCUGGGUUACGGUGGCAACGUGCGCGUGUAGCUGGCUGACUCUGGGCGGAGAGGACGCGGCUGAGCACGCGCGCGGCUCGCUGCCUGACCGCAUGCCGCUCUGCCGCGCCUUACUGGCCGUCGUGCAGCUAUUGUCCAACUGGAACUCAGUGGUGAGUGACACGGCGCUGGACGCGUGCGAGGCGUGUCUGUCGGGCGUACGCGCCGCGGCCAGCACGUCGGCGGCGGCGCGCUACCCGGACUCCGCGCUGCUACUGCUCGCAGACCUCGCCGCGCUCACUGCGCCCCUCAUGGCCAGGGACAACGUACCCAACUCCGUCAACGAGGAGCUGUUGGCGGCCCUGCUGACGUGCUGCGUGGCGCUGGGCGAGAGUCACGCGCACAGCGUGGUGACGGCGGCAGAGAGCGGGGACGACACGGACGCCGCCCGCGGGGCGCGCCAGCUCAUUGAGCUCAUACUGGCCGCGCAGGCCGCGCCCGGACACUACCCCAUACACGAAACUAGGUCCAACCUUACCUUCGGCUUCUGGUAUACAUUGCAGGAUGAAAUACUAAACUUGAUGGACAGAACGAACGACAUCCAUCAAGUGUGGAAGCAAGUGUUCUCGCGUCUGCUAGAGACUUUAAUCACAAAGUCUAUCGCGCCGGCCGACGCCAACUUGUCCAAAGACGACCUCGAGCUACUACGGUGCUACCGACAAGACACUGCUGAUACUGUGAUGUACUGCUUCGGCGUGCUGGGCGAGUGGUGCUGGAGUAUAGUGGAGCGCAGCUACAGCGGCGCGGGCGAGGCGGAGGCGGGCGCGCGCGAGGCGGCGCUGCACGUGUUCGCGGCGCUGGCCGACGCCGCGCCCGCGCAGCGCCUGCCGCCCGCGCUGCUGCGACUGCUGCAUCAUGCGUUGCGUGCCGCCCACUCCGACACCAGCCGCCCCAUGCUCAGCACCGCGCUCGACUGUCUCGGCGGGUACGCGUCAUGGGUGGGGUCGGUGGCGAGCGUGUCCUCGGAUCCGGCGGUGCAGUCGCUGGGCCGGGAGUGCGUCCGCGCGGCGGGCGCGGCGCUGCCCCGCUGCCCGCCGGCCGCGGCGCUGGCGCUGCGCAAGCUGGCCGCCGACUGCAGCGGGCCCGCCGCCGCGCUCGCGCCCGACAUCGUACACGCCGCACAGUCGUUCCAGGGCGGCGCGAGUAAGUCGGACGCGUGGGUGCGGCGCCAGCUGGUGUGGGCGGCGGGCGCGGCGCUGGCGGCGGCCGACGUGUCCGCCGCCGCGCGUCUACUGCGGCCCCUCGCGCGCGCGCUGCACGACGACCUCGUACGGCAGGCGCAGUCGCCAGGCGGCGGCGCUACAGCGGCAGAAUGCUGCGCGGCGCUGCUGGGGGCGCUGGCGCCGCGCGGGGCGCUCGCUGUCGACCUCUUCCGUGCGCUGGCGCCCGCACUCCCUCCAUACGCUAAUAACGCCGCGCUCGUUGAGUCAAUGUUCCACAUAUUGAAACAGACGGUAUCGUCUCUAAUAGACGAGCUACUGCCCGUAGUGUCGGACGUGGCGGAGCUACUCGUCGCUGGAUUCAACACGUGCCCCUGUGCCUCCGGGCUCGAUGUUGUUAAACUGAUGGUGAUAAGCGUGGGUGGGGAAUGGGACGGGUGUCGCAACGUACUGCGGGCGAGCGUGGCCCCCAGCGCCCGGCUACUGGCGCAGGAGCCCACGGCGCGCCCCGACAUCACCGAGGGACUGUUCACAUUGCUACAGACCAUCACAAAGAAGAAGCCGCAGUACAUAGACUGGAUUGAUGACAUGUUGCUCAAUCUCAUCGAAAUAGCGAUGUGCGCAGUGCGCGUGUGGGAGGUGGGCGGGGCGCGCGCGGCGUGCGGCUGGCUGAGCGCGCUGGCGGCGCAGCGCCCGCUCGCGCUGCAGCCCUACGCGCCCGCACUCACCGCCACCGCGCUGCUCUGUAUUGGUUGUGUAUCUGUGCCAGGCGGAAUGACGCCUCGAAACCAAAUCGAGCCGUUAGCGGAUUUGUUGCUAUCUUUGAACCGCGCGGCGUGGCGUGACGCGGGGCAGGGGGCGGGGCCAGGGGCGUCGCAGGGGGCGGGGCUUGCGGCCUGGCUGCGCAGCGCAUUGGCUGUGCCGGACUUCCCUACGCAACACGCUACUGACCCACAUAAGCACAAGUUCAUACAAGCAAUCAUCAAAGAAAAAAGCAGCAAACGAAGAAUACUGGAGUCGGUACAAGAGUUCUCGCUCGUGUGCCGCGGCCUCGUGGACACCGAAUAUGCGCGGCAGACCAUCGCUUCCAAACAACUAGUGGCAUAGACUAUACACUAUCAAAGCAUGGAGUACAGACAUAAGGAGUAUCAUCUUGUAUGACAUGCACAUUUUUUUCUGGCGAACUCUAUUACUUAAUUGCAAAUAAUGCAAAAAAAGUAUAUUUUUUUUUACAUAUUUUCUAAUACUAUAGUGGCUUCUCCGAUUUACAAUUUCUGUAGACUGUAGAUAGAGAUAGUUCUCCAUACUUCUGUACUCUAUGGAACACGGUUUUAAAUCAAUCUCGUCAUCUGUUAUAACGCAGUCUUCCCUUCUGACUAUUAGGACGCACCAAAGUAGACGUGUCAGUUAGAUACCUACCAAUAUAUUUGUAACGUUUUUCUAUCGCUUUUGAUGAUUAGAACAACAAUUACAGUUGAAAUUACAUUAUGUAUAUACUAUACAUCUUCUAUUAUAAACAAGACAUUGUAAAUAAAUACAUACAAACGUGAUAUCAUCUGUAUAUAGUCGUAUAACAUUACUUAAUAGACAAGUAAAUAAAAGUAUUAAGAAUAUAUGUUAUAUCUUUAUUUUUAAAUAAUAAUAAUUAAGUUUGUAAAAUACUAUCGGACAACAAUUCCACUUACGCUAACAAUUUAUGAAUAAAGAAAAAUAUUAAGUGUAUAUUAACAUAAUAUGAAAAUGCUUCAUAACAGUGAUUUAGUAUCUCGCUCUGGAUGGAUCUUAGAGACAAAACG
Spodoptera exigua (beet armyworm) is the source of this 3828-nucleotide messenger RNA. Lineage: Eukaryota; Metazoa; Arthropoda; Insecta; Lepidoptera; Noctuidae. The record is from the annotation of a GenBank genome assembly.